Molecule: messenger RNA, 525 nt
Organism: Stylophora pistillata
Lineage: Eukaryota; Metazoa; Cnidaria; Anthozoa; Scleractinia; Pocilloporidae
Product: von Willebrand factor A domain-containing protein 1
Source: RefSeq, a predicted model, not a curated record
AUGUUGUUUGACACUUCAACAAGUAUAACAGAGGAGGGCUUCUGGUCGAUGAAACGCUUUGCAACUUUUAUGAUACAGCUUAUGGAAGAGGAACCAACAGAAACCCGCGUGUGUCUUGUAAGGUUCCCGAUGGGACCAACACUUUUGUCCAGUUUCACCAAAUUUUCUUCCUCGGAUCACAUCGAAUCCUCUUUUGGUUCACUUGUUUACGGUGAUGGAGACACGGACUUUGAAGAGGGUUUGAGGGUAGCAGCUGAUGAACUGUUCAGAGAGGAGAGUGGCACGAGGCCGAAAGUAUCCAAGAUCCUGAUUGUAUUUUCAGAUGGUGCCUUUGGAGGUUAUUACUUGGAUCCCAGAAUAAAUGCUACACACGUGAUCACAGUUGCAAGCGGAACGGGAAUUCACAGAGGUCAGCUAGAAUCACUUGUUAAAGAUCCGAAAAAAGAUUUCUUUACCAUUGUUGAUGGUUCGGCAGAAAGUGUGGUACAGCGAAUGAACGAAUUGACCCAACAGGACUGCAGCUAA